Messenger RNA from Hibiscus syriacus, 487 nucleotides. Its product is annotated as ABC transporter F family member 5-like. NCBI's taxonomy places the organism in Eukaryota, Viridiplantae, Streptophyta, Magnoliopsida, Malvales, Malvaceae. The transcript has a single exon. The coding region runs from base 1 to 438 and encodes 145 amino acids. The record is from RefSeq and is a predicted model, not a curated record.
AUGCGUACGAUACAUAGUAGAGUAAAUUGGUAUUCUAGUUAUUUUGUUGAUAUAGAUGUAAAUUUGCAGGAACCUGAUUUUUUUCUUUUGGACGAGCCUACAAGUCACCUUGACCUCGAUAUAAUUGAGUGGCUUGAAGGGUAUCUCAACAAGCAAGAUGUUCCAAUGGUCAUUAUAUCCCACGAUAGAGCUUUUCUAGAUCAGCUGUGCACAAAGAUUGUGGAGACUGAUAUGGGUGUUCCCAGGACAUUUGAGGGUAAUUAUUCUCAGUAUGUUGAGGCGAAUGCAUCAUGGGUUGAAUCUCAAUAUGCUGCGUGGGAGAUGCAACAGAAGGAGAUUGAGCAGACAAAAGAUUUGAUAAGCCGGUUAGGUGCUGGGGCAAAUUCUGGUCGUGCUUCUUCUGCUGAAAAGGUACGAUUGAGAAGGAUUUAUUCCUGAAAUAUAUUCCAUUUCAUUUUCUAGGAAUGCAAGCUGUCUGCUUUGGCCA